CUUCAUAGUCCCACGCGCCACCAGAAGCAGUGCAUUGGCGUCACGAAAACCACCAGUUCAAUGUCUGGAAGAGUGUCGAGCAGCGCCUUUGCGGCAAGAAACUCGCCAUGGGGCGCAGUCACCCGAGCAGCGGGGCUGCCGGGGUUGCAGCGACGAUGCUUCUCCUCAUCCCCUAGUCAUCAAGCGGUCCAUGUUGUUUCAUUCUCCGAAACGUCUUCCCGCGAACUUGACGAUGUUCUCUCAACCAUCCGACAAAAGAUUAUCCUCCCCUCGUACCUACGGAUGGAGCAGCGCAAUAAAUUGUACGACCACAAGUACGAGAAGAAGCUCCAGGCCGACCCAGUAACCAUGGAGAUCGAUGAAAACGUCCUCAAGUUCUAUUACACAAAUAUCUAUGAGCUUCCCAACACGAGGGAGGUGGUGUUCCAGGCAAUCGACAAGAUGAAGACAACCGAAGACUGGGAGAACCUCCCCCGGCUCCUCGAGGGCGUCUGUGUCCAUGCCGGCCGCAAACUCCGGUUCUACGACUACCCGAAAAUGGUGAGGAAGGCGGGCAUGCACGGGUGCAUCGGCAUCAUCUUUGCCUGCGUGCGCCAGGCGAAACGGACCGGUUUCAAGCUGUCCUCAUCCGAGACGGUGAACGAGCUACUGGUGUGGGUUCAGAAGGGGGCAGUCGAGAGUGGCUGGGACCAGACCGCGACGGAAUCGGCCUUGGCCUGGACGGACAGAGUGAUCGAAACCCUGGAGGACGAGAAGCACCAGCCCAAGAGGAGGCGCGGGGAGAAGGAUCUGAAGGCGUAUCCUCUGUUCAGGGACCCCCAGGUCCUGGCCGCUCGUCUGCAUCUGGCCGCCGCGCUAGCUGCGAAACAUCACGGCGGAGAGGAUGUCGGCGGACGGGUCGCAAAGUACGCCAAAGAGCUGGUCUCCCUAUGGCCGGAAGGGAAUGGUCUUAUGGAACUGCACUCCCCUGAAGCGUACGAGGAGAGGAAGGAGUUGCGGUAUCUGCAGAACCCCAACGAGUUCCUGUGGUAUGCGGCUCCGAUACUGAGCGGCCUGAAAACAGCUGCCCAAGUCGUUGAGCCGGUGCUGGCUGAGCAACUGAGGCAAAGGAGCACGCCGUUGGAGAAGGAAGUUGAGGCGGCGUGGGCGGACGAAAAAAGGAUUCCAGCAGGAAGAGGAGAAGACAUGUACAUCAAGCUCUUCGGCGCACGGGAUGCCUAGGGAGCGUUUUGGGGACGGACUAUAUAUUGUAACAUUAUUUGUUCUGUGCCGAGCAUCUUACGGCAAGACUAUGUACUUCUGCAACCGCUCGGGGAUGGCCGAGAGUAGAUUCUUCUCUGUAAGCCACUGCUUCGAGAAGAGCCUGUCCGCAUACCGGUAUGCGCCGUCGCAAAGCAUGGUGACAACGGUGUGGCCCUUCCC
Molecule: messenger RNA, 1422 nt
Organism: Phialemonium atrogriseum
Lineage: Eukaryota; Fungi; Ascomycota; Sordariomycetes; Cephalothecales; Cephalothecaceae
Exons: 2
Coding region: 61-1221 (386 amino acids)
Source: RefSeq, a predicted model, not a curated record